AUGACUUGCCCGGGUCUUAAACUGAACUAUCAUAUACCAAAACUUGGUAAUCAUAUCAAGCAGAUUGGAGGCGCCUUGUUCGUGCCCCGAGGCGAUUGUGGCACUGAGACGGCGGGGCAGAUCAAGCCCCGAAAAGAUGUGGGCGGCCUGAUUUCCACGAAGGGCCGAAACGUGCAAACAGGCCGCCGAUCCCUAUGGGCUUCUUCUCGUGCCCUCAGGUAA
Molecule: messenger RNA, 222 nt
Organism: Bursaphelenchus okinawaensis
Lineage: Eukaryota; Metazoa; Nematoda; Chromadorea; Rhabditida; Aphelenchoididae
Source: the annotation of a GenBank genome assembly